This is a messenger RNA of Ochotona curzoniae (black-lipped pika), 1217 nucleotides long. Its product is annotated as translocating chain-associated membrane protein 2-like. The transcript has a single exon. The record is from RefSeq and is a predicted model, not a curated record. Gene Ontology annotation, cellular component: endoplasmic reticulum membrane. The coding region runs from base 1 to 1122 and encodes 373 amino acids. NCBI's taxonomy places the organism in Eukaryota, Metazoa, Chordata, Mammalia, Lagomorpha, Ochotonidae. Gene Ontology annotation, biological process: protein insertion into ER membrane; SRP-dependent cotranslational protein targeting to membrane, translocation.
AUGGCUGGCCACUGCGGGCACGCUGCCGUGGCUUUCCGUAGGAGGACGAAAAGUUACCCGCUCUGCAGCCAGGAGUUCGUCAUUCACAACCGUGCGGACAUGGGCUUCUGCCUGGUGCUCUGCGUCCUCAUCGGGCUUAUGUUCAAGGUCACAGCCAAAACUGCCUUCCUAUUUGUUUUACCUCAGUACAACGUCAGUGUGCCUACAGCAGACAGCGAGACCGUGCACUACCACUACGGCCCGAAGGACCUGGUCACAAUCCAAAUCAUCACCAUCAUCCUGCACGCUCUGGUUCAGGAGUACAUUUUAGACAAGAUCAGCAAACGACUUCAUCUCUCCAAGGUCAUGCAUAACAAGUUCAGUGAAUCUGGACAAUUGGUCGUCUUUCAUCUCAGCUCGGUGACAUGGUGCUUCUACUUGGUGGUGACGGAAGGAUAUCUAACAAACCUGAGAAGCCUCUGGGAAGACUAUCCGCAUGUGUACCUCCCCUUCCAGGUGAAGUUUUUCUACCUGUGCCAACUGGCCUACUGGCUACAUGCAGUGCCUGAGCUGUACUUCCAGAAGGAGGUAAUUCCCCGCCAGCUGCAAUAUAUUUGCCUGUACCUGGUCCACAUAGCUGGAGCAUACCUCUUAAACCUCAGCCGCCUGGGUCUGAUCCUGCUGCCCCUGCAGUAUUCAACCGAGUUCCUCUUCCACAUGGCUCAGCUCUUCUACUUUGCAGAUGAAAACAACCAGAAGCUGUUUAAUACCUGGGCUGCUGUGUUUGGGGUCACUCGCCUCUUCAUCCUCACCCUUGCUCUGCUCGCCAUUGGCUUUGGACUGGCUCGCAUGGAAAACCAGGCGUUUGACCCUGAGAAAGGGAACUUCAACACCUUGCUUUGCAGGCUGUGCGUGUUGCUGCUGGUAUGUGCCGCCCAGGCCUGGCUCAUGUGGCCCUUCAUCCACUCCCAGCUGCGGCACUGGCGGGAAUACUGGAACAAGCAGAAUGCCAAGCGGAGAAUGCCAGCUGCCUCUAGACUACCAGCCAGGCUCCUGAAGAGGGAAUCGGGGUACCAUGAAAAUGGAGUGGUGAAAGCAGAGAACGGAACCUCCCCACAGACUAAGAAACUCAAGUCUCCCUAAGGCCAAAGUGCGGAGCUCGGGCCUGCUUGCACUGGGGGCCCAGCCCCUCGGCCUCUGCCUUCCUGCUUGCCAUGCCCUUUCUCACACAGCAGAGG